AUGUUAAAAGACGAUUCUGGAGACUUGAAAAGCUUGACCAUGAACCAAUUGCCGAUAAACCGAUCCUUUCCUACAAUAUCGGAUGAAGCAUCGACAAGCAGCAUAUCUAGGGACGACCGAGAGAAGGGCUCCCACUCAUUGCAGAAGCUUGGCAAAGUCCUGCUUGAAAAGCUAAUGUUCGGUUACUCUCUAGAUGGAGUCAAUCUGGAUCCUGUUCGAAUGGUUGUUGCUGAGUUUGUAGGAACUUUCAUCCUUAUGUUCUGCAUCUGUGGGAUAAUAGCAAUCACCGAGCUCCUUAAAGGCAACGUGGGCCUUCUAGAAUAUGCCGCCACAGUUGGACUGACAGUUGUGAUAGUAGUUUUCGCUAUCGGUCACAUCUCCUGCGCUCAUGUUAAUCCUGCAGUGACCAUCUCCUUUGCGAUCUUCAGUAGCUUCCCAUGGUCCAGGGUCCCACUCUACAUAGUUGCUCAGCUGACAGGUUCAGUCUCGGCAACUUUUGUUGCAGCUGCGGUCUAUGGGGUUGAAACCAACAUCAUGACCACAAGACCAAUCCAUGGAAGUUCCUCUGCCUUCUGGGUGGAGUUCAUCGCCACAUUCAUCAUCGUCUUUUUGGCUGCUUCUGUGUCUUAUAACUAUAAAUCCGUAGGCUAUUUAUCCGGCAUUGUUAUGGGAAUGGCCAUUGCUGUGGCAGUAAUGAUCACAGGGCCUGUUUCCGGGGGAUCGCUGAAUCCUGCGAGGUCUCUGGGACCUGCGAUCGUCUCGUGGGACUUCCACUUCAUGUGGAUUUACGUGGCCGCUCCCAUCAGUGGAGCUAUCACAGGUGCCCUUGCUUACUGCCUUCUCCAGCUGGAGCACAAGCCUGCUGUUUAUAGCCCCGAGUCAUGUCCGAGUGCCAGUUUGCUUGGUUGUGCUUAAUUUAGUCUCCUUUUCGAAGGACUUCAGCUGAACGUGACUAAAUAUACAGAUAAAUCGCUAGAUUUUCUCGGUUCCGAGAAGAUUGAUUGAGCAAGUGAGGGCGUGUUGCAGUUGAAAUCAAAUUUCUCUUUCUUCUAGAAAAUUGUCGCGAGGGAAUUAAUCGUAACAUUUUGAGAUCAUAGAAUUUUUUGUUGAUCAUA
Punica granatum (pomegranate) is the source of this 1115-nucleotide messenger RNA. NCBI's taxonomy places the organism in Eukaryota, Viridiplantae, Streptophyta, Magnoliopsida, Myrtales, Lythraceae. The record is from RefSeq and is a predicted model, not a curated record.